Messenger RNA from Belonocnema kinseyi, 1599 nucleotides. Its product is annotated as phenoloxidase-activating factor 1-like. Gene Ontology annotation, molecular function: serine-type endopeptidase activity. Gene Ontology annotation, biological process: proteolysis. Lineage: Eukaryota; Metazoa; Arthropoda; Insecta; Hymenoptera; Cynipidae. The record is from RefSeq and is a predicted model, not a curated record. Bases 455 to 1534 code for a protein of 359 amino acids. The transcript is spliced from 7 exons.
AAAAAGAAAUUCAAGUUUAAAAAAGCCAUUGAAAUUUAUUCCUUGAACACUUCUUAGAAUUUAAGACUAAAUUGCAACCUUCGAUGAUAAUUAUUAAACCUUGGGCCGGUUCAUAACUUUUUUCCGAUUAAUCGUAAACUGCAUUGACUCUGAAGCGUGAUAUUGAAACUUCCGGCGGAAAUGCAAAUAAUACUCUAUCCAAGGUAACUGAGAAACACGAAAUCAUUUGUUGCAAAUUAUUCGCAACGUGCACAAAAGAAAAAAUUACCUUCAGUUUGUAUACCAAUCGUCUCGAGUCUAGUGCAACUUUACAUAAAAAAUUAUAAUUUCUUACCUAAUCACAAAUGUGCAUAGCUUUAAAUUUAAUUCAAAACUUAUCUUCAAAAUUUAUUUUGCAAAUAAAGUGAAUCUAAUUUGUUUUACCUUGUUAUUGAGUAUAUAAAAAACUGCAAGAAUGAGAAUCGCUAUACUAAGUUUAUAUUUAUUAAAAUUUAAAAUAUUUUUUCUCCUGUCACUCUUAUGGUUUUUUGUAAAAGCCCAAUCUUGGCCAAACUAUUAUUCGAAUGAAACGGGUUUGGAUAUUCCUUUUUCUUGUUCAGCAUCCAAAAAGUGUGUUCCAUUGCACAAUUGCCCAGAGCUAUUGAUUUUAAUGCGCCAACAGGCGCUUCCAGUUUACAGUUUACGUGUUUCAAUUUGCGGGUACAAUGAAGCAAGCCUCAAAGUUUGUUGCGAUCUGCCUGAAGGUUCAAUUGAAGCGAUUUCUGAUCCACACCCUGUCUACAAUCUUCAAUGUGGACAGAGUUUAAUUCGAAGCAAUUCAGAAACAUUAGGAACUUAUCCAUUUCUAGUUCGAGUCAGCUUCGUGAAUUUUGCAAACGCAGCUGUAAUGUAUCCUUGCAGUGGUGUAAUAAUAAAUGAGAGAACAAUUUUGACGACUGCGACGUGUGCCCUCGCCACUUCCGGAAAUUAUCAGUUACACUCUGUUAUGGUUGGCGAUUUCGAUGCUUCAACAGAUCCGGAUUGUAAUUCCCUCUUUUGUAGCCAUAAGGCUAGGCAUUAUGGCAUUUCGCAUGUAAUUAAAUAUCCGAGCUUUGAAUUGCAAAGUUAUACAAAUAACAUCGCUCUCCUUCGUUUGUCAGCUGAUAUAGAGUUUACUGCCACAGCACAGCCAAUAUGCCUUCCUCCAGCUCAAUUAUUCGUAAGUGAAGGCAAAAUAGGAACUCUGGUUGGAUGGGGUAAAUUAUCUUUUCAAAGAGAUAAACCUUCAAUUCAACAGUGGCUAAAAAUGAGGUUGAUUUCGCCCCAGGAGUGUUCUUAUUUUAUAAAUCGUGGAUUAUCUGUGGAAUUAUGUGCACGAGGAGAACAAGAACCAUGUUCUGGUUAUAGUGGUGCUCCACUUAUUAGCAGAGAGGGCGAUAACUUUUUUCUAAUUGGAGUUGUAUCUUAUGGUGCUGACUGUGAUUCGAGAUCAAGUGCGCCAACAGUCUUUGUUGAUGUUCAAAAAUAUAUUGAUUGGAUUAGGAGAAACUUAUGAAAUUAAAAUAGUAACUUGAAAAUUUGCUAUUUUCAAUUAAUUGAUCAACUGUACAAAAAAAAUAG